AUGGCUGGUAAAGACGACUCCCAGCGAGAACAGACGCCGUCGCCGCCGCAGGAAUCUCGGCCCUGGCCCGAGGACGAUAAUCCGUUUGUUGCCUUCCGGCGCUAUGCGGACGAGCAGAUCUCGUCCAUGUUACAGUCGGUGAUGGGGCUGCCGUCUAUGGUGUCUCCUCCGACACCUGAUCACUGGAAGGUUUUUGCAGACGACAACAACAACAACGACAAGUACAGGGAUUUGAUGCGUCGUGAAGACGAAGCCGAAGGCAGACGCGAUCGCGAUCGGUCGUCGUCGUCGUUGUCUUCGGCGGAAGAUACGAAUGAUGAUGACGAUGAUUAUAACAACAACAACAACAACAACGAUAAUCAGUGGCGCUCGCGUAACCGACGGUAUGGGCAGCAGCAUCGUUCCUCGGAUAUUUUUGGUAUCGACUCCUUCUUUGACGGACCAUGGCUUAACGACCGAUUCCCUGUGUCUUUCCGACUGUUUCACCCGUAUCCAAACUCCUUUUUUACCGAAGCGUUCGGCGAGACCGAGUCACCCAUGUGGCCGAUGCCGUACCUGUUGCUCAGCCCCUAUUCCCCCCUGCACCUUGAACGGAGGGCACAGUAUCGGGUUCAUCGCGAGCACGGCGUGUUCUCUUCGCUCAUGUCGUCUCUGAGGUCUGCUUCGGAUCGGGACCCGGACGAGCCACACUGGCGCGAGGCCUUUGAGGACCUGAUCCGGCUGGAGAACGGCAAACCGAUGCUGGAUCGUCCUUCCGACGCCAUCAUGCAACGCGAGAGUGGGUAUGACUGGCUCCAGGGUUUGGUGAAGAGAGGCAGCCUGGGCCAGCGCUGGCAGUAUGUCCCGAGCACAGCCGAUCGACCGUGGGCUGGCAUUACGUACGACAGCUCCGACUCCAGUGAAGAUCGCAGUUCACUUCCCAACACCAAACGCAUUGAACCACAAGCCCAACCGGAUGUUUCGACAGAGGAGCUGGAGCACCUCGCCGAGAUGGACUUGUACAACCGGUUCCUUGAAGGUAUCGAAGCCCGGGAACGUGACGCCUUCCGCGGCAUGCCCGAGAGCCCCCUUCUCCGGUUCCUGCUCGAGGAGAAGCGGAGACUCCAGGAGACCCAGGGGUACGGCAACGGCAACGGCAACAACCAGUUUCCUUUGGACCCAGACAUCCGCGGCGACGACACAGAAAGUUGGCUGGAGCUUGUUUCUGGUGGAAACAGGAACUCGGUCCCCGACACGCAGCCGUCUCCGGAGACAGAUCAGGCUGCUGCAGACCAAAUCGUCUCGAUGGUCACCACCAUCAAUCGUGUGCGGCUCCCCGAUGGGUCCAUGAAGACCACGACUGUCAAGACCAAGCGCUUCGACGACGGUCGGGAAGAGCGCGACGAGUCGGUCGAGGUGGUCAACCCCCAGUCUUCUUCUCCUUCCCCAGUGCCUGCUGAGGAUGAAAGCAAAAAGAGCGGUUGGUUCUGGAAAUGA
Penicilliopsis zonata CBS 506.65 is the source of this 1476-nucleotide messenger RNA. RefSeq lists its product as hypothetical. The transcript is spliced from 2 exons. The coding region runs from base 1 to 1476 and encodes 491 amino acids. The record is from RefSeq and is a predicted model, not a curated record. NCBI's taxonomy places the organism in Eukaryota, Fungi, Ascomycota, Eurotiomycetes, Eurotiales, Aspergillaceae.